Molecule: messenger RNA, 785 nt
Organism: Elaeis guineensis (African oil palm)
Lineage: Eukaryota; Viridiplantae; Streptophyta; Magnoliopsida; Arecales; Arecaceae
Product: histone H2B
Cellular component (GO): nucleosome
Molecular function (GO): structural constituent of chromatin; protein heterodimerization activity; DNA binding
Source: RefSeq, a predicted model, not a curated record
AUAAAUGAGGAACCGACCCUUCUUCUCUCCAUCCGAUAACCGGUUUCCCCGUUCCUUCUGUGAAGGUCAGUCUCCUCGCCUGUCCUCUCUCUGGCAUAAACCCUCCCGUCGACCUUGAUUCCGAUGGCGCCCAAGGCCGAGAAGAAGCCCGCAGAGAAGAAGCCGGCCUCCGAUAAGCCGGGGGAGGAGAAGGAGAAGAAGUCGGUCGCCGAGAAGGCCCCCGCCGAGAAGAAGCCCAAGGCCGAGAAGCGGCUGCCGUCCAAGGAGGGGGCCGCCGGCGACAAGAAGAAGAAGAAAAAGGCGAAGAAGAGCAGCGAGACAUAUAAGAUCUAUAUCUUUAAGGUCCUGAAGCAGGUCCACCCGGACAUCGGGAUCUCGAGCAAGGCCAUGGGCAUCAUGAACUCUUUCAUCAACGACAUCUUCGAGAAGCUCGCCCAGGAGGCGUCCAGGCUUGCCCGCUACAACAAGAAGCCUACCAUUACCUCCCGGGAGAUUCAGACCUCUGUCCGCCUGGUCCUCCCCGGCGAGCUUGCGAAGCACGCCGUCUCGGAGGGCACCAAGGCCGUCACCAAGUUCACUAGUUCUUGAAUGAUCUUGGAUUUGGUUUGUGGGUGUUGUCUGAAGCUGAUCUGAAAAUUUAGGGUUGUGUUUGGACGCUUGUUUGCUCCUUCUCUUUAUCUCUUUCUCGUUAUCUUUUAUUUUGAUAUUUUUGUUGGAAGUUGGAUAGUCUGAUGUAAAAUACCUAUCUCUGAUUCGGAAAUCUAAAGAUUAGAUCUUCUUUGAUA